AUGGCUUCAGGCUCUCGUUAUGCCCCUCUGGCAGAGGAUGACUUUGAGUCGGAAGAUCCGGGGCCACACACCCACCCGGCUCCAUCACUGGCACACACCCGCCCGGCUUCACCCACUGCCACGCUUCAAGCGUACCCGGAAAUUCAAUGGAUCUACGCCGGGGUUGAGUACGACUCGUUGGAAAACGCUAUCCGCGCCUCGGCAGAUAGCUUAGGCAUCAACAAGCAAGCUUACGUUGACUGGGCUAUCUUUGUGACAAGGGACAUCACACGGCGCAAAGUGGUCAAUGUCUACAACGUCCUCGGCAGCAAGAUAUAUGAACAUUGGAACAAUUUCCUCAAUGAGUGCGACACCACCCACGCCACCUUCAAAGAGUUGGACACGUCUAUGACAGGCCUUCACACCAAGGCUGACACUGCUGGGAACCUCGCUCUCAAAGCUGUGGAAGAGAACAAACAGCUGAAGGCGGAACUGGUCACUGUCAAUGCGGACCUGGAGGUUCUCAACCGGAACAACACGGAGCUUGUCAAAUGGUACAAGGAACUCGCAGCCAAGUUUACACAGUUGGAGCAAGGCCUGUCGACCCGCACCACGCUUGGUAUCAGUACCACCCCGGUCCCUGUCGUAUCACAGGCCUUGCGUAUCAAGGCAUCAGAACCACCCAAGUACAAGGGAAACAAAGGCUCGGACAUCACUCUCGAACAAUGGUUACAGAAGAUGGGCCUUUGGUUCCGUGUCCAGAACAUCACCACGGACAAUGACAAGAUUACCCUGGCCCUCAUGUACUUAGAAGGCG
Molecule: messenger RNA, 796 nt
Organism: Dichomitus squalens LYAD-421 SS1
Lineage: Eukaryota; Fungi; Basidiomycota; Agaricomycetes; Polyporales; Polyporaceae
Exons: 1
Source: RefSeq, a predicted model, not a curated record